Molecule: messenger RNA, 267 nt
Organism: Penicillium taxi
Lineage: Eukaryota; Fungi; Ascomycota; Eurotiomycetes; Eurotiales; Aspergillaceae
Exons: 1
Coding region: 1-267 (88 amino acids)
Source: RefSeq, a predicted model, not a curated record
AUGGCAGCCGCUGCGAAAUUCAUCCCUACCGCUGCCGCCCUUUCGACCAGACUGAGCGUUCACUGCAAAACCCUGGCCAAUCACGUCAUGAACAACCGGAAUCGCUCUUUCGAGAUUGUCAUUGCUUUCAUGUUUAGCGUGCCCUGGCUGCCGGCUGGCGAGCACUGGGAGGACGAUGAGGGGGAUUGGGCAAGAUUUGAUACCCAUAACAGAAUAACGAUGCAAAAACAGUUGAACAAAACCUGGGUUUUCUCUAUCGUACAAUAA